Molecule: messenger RNA, 656 nt
Organism: Paramecium sonneborni
Lineage: Eukaryota; Ciliophora; Oligohymenophorea; Peniculida; Parameciidae
Source: the annotation of a GenBank genome assembly
UUUAUAAAUAUAAUUUUAUUAGAUGAAUCAGCCUAAUAAAUAAACAAUGUAGCAAUAGCCAUAAUAAUAGGGAAAUGCAAAAAGGUAGUCUGCAAUUUAAUUGAAAAAAUAUAUCAGUCAACUUCAAGGAACUGGAGUAUUAGGUUAAAUCUAAUUAAUUGUUUUAGAUUAUAAAAUAUUUGGUAAACAUCAUGAUAAUGUAUAUUUUGAUCAAGGUGAAAUGGAGAGAAUUUUAAAGAAAGUUCCUGGAACUUAAAAUGGUAAAAUAUCUGUGUAAGAUUUAAAAAAAAGAAUGUGUAAAAAGUUAUUUUAAAAUAGAAUUAUGUAAUCCUAAUGCUGAUAUUUCACUUAUUAAUACAGUAUUUUAAGGAAAGUAAGAAGUGAGUGCAAAGGAUAUUUAUGAAUUAUGGAAUGGGGAGCCAAUUACAGAUUAUGAUCCUUUGUAAGAAUGUUUAAAUUUACUUUGUGAUCAGAAUGAAAUUCUUGAUCUGAAUAAAAUGAGUUAAUUAAUGGAAUCUUUGGGUUAUUAAAAAUUAGAUAAAUAAGAUUAAGUAAUUUUAAUUGAAAUAUUUGACAUAUACAGAGAUAAAAAAAUAGAUAAAAAAGAUUUAAUGGCUAUUUUUACAUAUAUUUUGUAACAUACAACUGGAAUUUGA